AAUCCGGGCUUGCUCCUGACUGCAGAGUAAAAGUUUGUUCUAUGGGUAGCCCACACUUGUGGCUAAAUUGGCCAGCCCUAAAAUGAAGGUUAAAUUAAUGCAAAACAAGAACAGGGCAGGUGGACUCCCCCAGCCAUAUCCAAUCAGCAGGAGGGAUAGAUUCCACCAUAUCUUUUCUCCUCACUAGUUGGUGCUCAGAUAUGUGAAAGAAAUGUUCAUCCUGCAAAGGAGACAGGAGGAGACACAGGGUCCCUGCUCUGUAGCCCCUGCCUGGGAGUCGGCCCCUUAUCUUCUCUCCCCUUCUGUGGGUGUUCCUGUGUAUAACCACAAGCAGUGGGUGAGUUGUUUCACCAUAUAGUGAGCUCCAUGGUCAGAGUGGAUCAGGGUUCCAGAAAUGCUGUCAUUGUAAAUUAAAGCUGCCAGACGUCUUCCCUCCAUCUGUGCUGCCUCACAGGAUCCUGGGAGUUGAGAGACGCCGGGGGGGCAGCUGUUCUGCUGAUAAGGACAAAUGGAGACUCAGCUCCCUGGAUCCCCAGCUGCUGGGGGAUUACCAGAGUUUCAGUUGGAGAAAAUACAGUUCCAUUCUGGGAAAUAUAAGACAAUGUCUGAAGAUUUUAAAGAGAACAAGGAGGAGAGGAGGAGACUCAGUGCUGCUGGAUACAGACUGGUUCCAUAUGGAUCAGGAAUCACAGAGAUGAACAGGGAGAGGAGAGAAGGGCUUGGUGCAAGGAAGCAGACAGGAAGUGACACAAACAGGAAGUUCCCUACAUGCAAUGGCUUUGUUGCCAGAUCUGCCCACAGUAACCAACCUCCGGUGCUUCAGAAACCUCACGCCCAGGAGAUGAAUUCUGCCCCAAAAGCCCAACAGAACCAAAUGCCCCAACUUUGCACAGUAACUGGGGGGAAGCUGAUUGUAACCCCCAAAUUAACAAAACACACACAGCCUGAUGCUAAGGAAAAGCUACAUGGAAGUCAGAAAAAGAUAAACAUUAUUUCAGGGAAAAACCUAAAGCCAGGAAAGGCCCAAAGCACAAAGCAAACUGUGUUCCCUAAACCAUUUGGGGUUAUAAAUCCGUUUGUCUGUGUUAAGUGCAAGAGAAGGUUCGGCAGCAAUGGGAACCUCCUCAUCCAUCAGCGCAUUCACACAGAGAGACCGUUCUCUUGCACUGAUUGUGGGAAAUGUUUCUCCCACAGAACCAUCCUCCGAGAGCACCGCCGGGCUCAUAUGGGAAAGGGGCCCUUCCCCCACAGCACUGGGGGCAAUAAAAUCCCAUCAGGUAAGGACAACUUUCAGAGGCACCAAGGGGCGAGUGCUAAAGGGAAACCACUUACCUGCACUGAGUGUGGGAAAUCAUUCACAACCAAACCCGAUUUGCGAGUACAUGAACGCACACACACCGGGGAGAAACCUUAUGUUUGUACCCAAUGUGGUAAAGGCUUUUCCCAGAAGGGGAAUCUUAAUAAACAUUCAGUUAUUCAUUCUACAGAGAAACCUUUUACCUGCACUGAGUGUGGGAAAGGAUUUAUAACAAAACAGCGGCUGCUUGAGCACUUCCUGAUUCACACAGGAGAGAAACCAUUUGCCUGUCCAGAAUGUGGGAAAUGUUUCCGACUAAAGGAGUUUCUUACAAGGCACCUUCUGACUCACACUGGAUUAAAGCCAUAUACCUGUACUGAAUGUGGGAAAAGUUUUUCUCAAAGGGGAAAUUUUUAUCGACAUUGUCAUCUUCACACUGGGAAUAAGCCCUAUUCCUGUACAGAGUGUGGAAACUGUUUUGCAACAAAGAUUGAACUGCAAAGGCACCGCCUCGUACACACUGGGGAGAAACCAUUUGUCUGUACAGAGUGUAAUUCAAGCUUUGCAAGGUUAGCAAACCUUAGAUCACACCAACAGCUUCAUACAGGAGAGAAACCAUAUAAAUGCACUGAGUGUGGGAAAUGUUUCCGUAUGACAAGCCAUCUAGAAUCUCAUAAGAAGACUCACACUGGGAUUAAGGCUUUUGUCUGUGCAGAGUGUGGGAAACAGUUCACUCACAAAAACAGCCUCCGCCAACACCAGCUGAUUCACACCGGUGAGAAACCAUUUGUCUGCAAUGAGUGUGGGAAAAGCUACAGGCAGAAGAGGAGCCUAAAUGCUCAUCUGCGAAUUCACACAGGAGAGAAACCCUUUGCCUGCACAGAGUGCAAUAAAACCUUCCGAUCAAUAAGUUGGCUUCAAUCCCACAAACAGACUCACACUGGCCUGAAGCCCUAUCAGUGUAAUGAGUGUGGCAAAUCCUUCUUAAUGAAGGCAAAUCUUAAGGUUCAUCAGCAGCGACAUACAGGAGAGAAACCUUAUACCUGUGCCGAAUGUGGGAAAAGUUUUACCACAAAGGGAAGCUUACACCAACACGGUCACACUCACACUGGGAUAAAGCCAUACGCCUGUACAGAGUGCGGGAAAUGUUUUGGAAAAAAGAGUGAACUGAAAUACCACCAAUCUAUCCAUACUGGGGAGAAACCAUUUGAGUGUACAGAGUGUGGGAAACAUUUUGCAUCUCGUUCAAAGCUCAAUAACCAUCAAAAGAUUCAUACAGGGGAGAAACCAUUUCAGUGUACGGAAUGUGGGAAAAGCUUCUGUUAUAGACGGCACCUUACAGCUCAUCAGCGGAUUCACACUGGGAUUAAAGCUUUUGGAUGUACCGAGUGUGGGAAACAGUAUCUGUCUAAGUACAAACUCCAGCAGCACCUGAUGAUUCACACCGGUGAGAAGCCGUUUGUCUGUACUGAGUGUGGGAAAAGCUACACGAGCAAAAGGAACCUAAAUAUUCAUAUGAAUUCUCACACAGGAGAGAAACUUUAAGACGGAACAGUUUGUUCCAAAACAUGAUAUCAGUUUCCACAAAACAUCUCACAAGCUGUGGCCUAACUGGUCCCACAAAUUUUUCCUGGACCCCCACUGGUGACCUGAAAUCAACAAAUAGGUAUUCAACCGCACAGCCCUUAGAUCAGGCUUGAUGCAUCAAUCCUCGCAAGGCACACCGC
This is a messenger RNA of Xenopus tropicalis (tropical clawed frog), 3024 nucleotides long. Its product is annotated as oocyte zinc finger protein XlCOF6-like. The record is from RefSeq and is a predicted model, not a curated record. The transcript has 4 exons. Gene Ontology annotation, cellular component: nucleus. Gene Ontology annotation, molecular function: identical protein binding. NCBI's taxonomy places the organism in Eukaryota, Metazoa, Chordata, Amphibia, Anura, Pipidae. The coding region runs from base 509 to 2842 and encodes 777 amino acids.